AUAGACAAACUCAAAAUGUCAUCAGCUUACAUUUUCCUCACAAUGUUAGUUGCUCUAGUACAAGUGGGGAUGGUUUUUGCUGUAGUUGACCCUGUAGCAGCCACUGGAAAAGAACCAAUUCUUGAGUUAUACAUGCAUGACAUUCUUGGGGGUAGUGGCCCUACAGCAAGGCCAAUCACUGGCUUGCUGGGUAACAUCUAUGAUGGUCAAGUGCCCUUUGCAAGGCCAAUAGGUUUCCUUCCCCCUCAAGGUGGAGUGGCUAUCCCCAAUGCCAAUGGUGCCAUUCCUACAGUUAAUGGUCUCAAUGGCAUCCCACUAGGAACUGGCUUAGCUGGUACAAAUUUUGCGGGAAAUACAAAUGGUCAGAACCAACCUCAAACCCAACUGGGACCUGAUGGUUUGGGACUAGGAUUCGGAACAAUUACUGUCAUUGAUGAUGUGCUGACCUCUGCACCUGAGUUGGGGUCACAGACAAUUGGUCAAGCUCAAGGAAUUUACGUGGCGGGUUCAGCAGAUGGAACUACACAGAUGAUGACUUUUACAGCCAUGAUUGAAGGAGAGGAAUAUGGUGACAGCCUAAACUUCUAUGGUAUAUACAAGACAGGAAGCACCAUGUCAUAUUUGUCAUUGACUGGUGGUACUGGCAAGUUCAAGAAUGCAUGUGGGUUUGCCGAGGUGCGGUCACUUAUCCCACCUGGCCAACAUGUCACAGAUGGUGCAGAGACAUUGCUGAGGAUAACAGUCCAUCUAAGCUACUGA
Messenger RNA from Quercus lobata, 759 nucleotides. Its product is annotated as dirigent protein 16-like. The transcript has a single exon. The annotation marks the transcript as partial. The record is from RefSeq and is a predicted model, not a curated record. NCBI's taxonomy places the organism in Eukaryota, Viridiplantae, Streptophyta, Magnoliopsida, Fagales, Fagaceae.